UACCUAUUGAACGGGCGUCCGCAGCCCUCUGCUCUCUCAACACAUACUUACUUCCCUCGCCAGUUACAAGGCGGCCAAUAAGUCGUGAUGCGGUUAGGCACGCACAGGUAUUUCCAUUCCCAUGCCAAAGACAUAGGGAGACGGGGCGUGCGGGAGAGUGUGUUCCUCGACUGGCGAAAUAAAUGUACAUCCGUCGCUUAAGGCUCCUUCUCGCUGGUCUCGUCCUGAAAACCCCCACGCUUUGGCAAGGCUUGGCAUGGACUGGGGUUUCGGUAAAGGAUACGGGGGAUGGGAGGGCGUCAUGCAUCCAUACUUACUCUCUCUGUCUCUCUGCCUCUCAGCUCCUUACCGAGGAACUCCGGAUGCGAAAGUACCCCUUUUCUCGCGCCAACGUAUGGUUUCUGACGAAUCCUCCCCAGAAACCGGGAGGCGUGGAUCGCGCGUUCGCCUCGAUGUCAGUCGUCUUCAGCACGUGUCGGACGGUAUCGUCAUCUGCCCCCCUUCGAAGCAUGUCUCAAGCUGGUGAUCUGAUGGUGACAUUUCCCUGGUAAAUGCUAUCAGGUCUUGUCUCACUGCUCGCCAACCCUGGUAGAUAUAUUGGUCUUGUGAGAUGAUAGGUAGCAUAGCCGGGGCGGAUCUAACGGAGUCAGGGAGUGCAGCGCUCGGCGUGCCAGGAAAGGCCAUCGAUAAAAAGAUAA
Durotheca rogersii is the source of this 698-nucleotide messenger RNA. RefSeq lists its product as uncharacterized. The record is from RefSeq and is a predicted model, not a curated record. The transcript has a single exon. Bases 183 to 551 code for a protein of 122 amino acids. Lineage: Eukaryota; Fungi; Ascomycota; Sordariomycetes; Xylariales; Xylariaceae.